Messenger RNA from Papaver somniferum (opium poppy), 1393 nucleotides. RefSeq names its product protein FAR1-RELATED SEQUENCE 6-like. The coding region runs from base 86 to 1393 and encodes 435 amino acids. NCBI's taxonomy places the organism in Eukaryota, Viridiplantae, Streptophyta, Magnoliopsida, Ranunculales, Papaveraceae. The transcript is spliced from 4 exons. The record is from RefSeq and is a predicted model, not a curated record.
UGCUGUUCGGUUGGCCUGUCAAAAGUAUUGUUUGAAGACUGGGUAUCGCGUAACAAAGGUGAAGAAUGAUCGUGAAAGGUUCACAAUGAAAUGCAGUAAAGUCCCAUGCACUUGGAUGAUCCAUGCAGUUGCUAUUGAUUCUACUUGCGAUGUUUUUAGGAUAAAAAAGUAUGUUGGGAGGCACACUUGUGGAGCUGGUGUGAAGUUGAGAAGUCCUAAAGUAUCGAAGAAGCUGGUACACAACCUUAUUCAUGAUCGUGUGAUGCACAACCCACUUAUCAAGCCUCGCGAAAUUGAAGAUUAUAUAAAAGUUGGUGCUGGUGUUAAUAUCAAAUAUCACCAUGCAUAUCAUGGUUUGGAACGGUCACACCAUGAAAUUUUUGGGAAUGAUGUAAAGUCUUACUCUGAUCUGGUUUGGUGGGUGAAUUCAUUGAAAGAAACAAAUCCUGGCUCUUAUGUGGAUUUUCAGUUUAACCAUGCAACUCAGACAUUUGAAAGGUUAUUCAUUGCAAUAGGCGCUUGUAUUGAAGGUUAUAGACUUUGUCGACCAAUGAUUUUUGUUGAUGCAACUUUUCUGACCGGGAGAUUUAGAGGUACCCUUAUGGCUGCUACUUGUCUGAAUGGGAAUCAAGGUUUUUAUCCGCUAGCCUUUGCAUUGGUCCCAGGAGAGGAUGUUGACAAUUGGGAUUGGUUUAUGUGCAAUCUUAGCAACAUUGUUGAUGACCGUCCUAUCACCUUUAUGUCUGAUCGUCAUGAAGGAUUGUUGAGGGCUAUUCCUAAACACUUUCCUACUUCCCAUCAUGGCUAUUGUUACUACCACUUGCAAGGAAACUUACCAAUCAGGAAAUCGGACGAGAAGUACAAAGAAGUUAUGGCUUGUUUCAAAAAAGCAACUUAUGCUCUCACACCAGCAAGAUAUGAAGAAGCACUAAUGGAAAUGGAGUUAAUGGGAAGGCCUGGGGUUGCUGAGUAUUGCCGCAAUAUGCCUAGGGAACAUUGGUCCAGCGCGUUCUUCACUGGCUGUAGAUUUGGUCAGACUACAUCAAGCGUUGCUGAGUCCUUCAAUAAUUGGAUUCGGAAAGACAAGAGGUUGCCUGCCUGCGCCCUCGUUGACAUGAUCAGGUUACGCGUUAUGGAGUUGAUGAAUGAACGUCGCGAAAUGAGUCUUUUGAUGGACCCAGAGAAGCUCACUCCUACCUACGAGGCGUUACUUAAAGAACAUAUUCAAAUUGGUCGAGUUUGGAAUGUUACUCAGUCAUCUGCGUAUGAGUAUGAGAUUCAUUCACCUAGGUCUCACACUGUUGAUCUGCUAACAAGACUUGCACCUGCCAAAGAUGGCGUGUUUAUGGUUUUCCAUGCUCUCAUGCUACACAGCUAUUUCUGCCAAGGGUGA